AUCUGUUACUUAAUAUGAAGAAAAGCAGAGGUCGGACAGGUCGAAAGAGAAGAAGAAAACACUUGCAGAGUUUUAUGGAUGGAGUCAACUGCAGUCACAAGCUGGAAUACAUUAAACUUAAGAAGUGGCUGAAAGACAGAGGAUUUGAAGACAGUAAUUUAAGGCCAGCAGAGUUCUGGGAUACAGGAAGAGGACUGAUGACAACAAAAGCUCUUCAGGCAGGGGAUCUGAUCAUUUCAUUGCCUGAGAAAUGCUUACUCACCACGGGCACUGUCCUUAGUAGCUGCUUGGGAGAAUACAUCAUGAAAUGGAAGCCUCCUGUAUCUCCUUUGAUAGCGCUGUGCACAUUUUUAAUAGCAGAGAAGCAUGCUGCUGAGAAAUCUCUGUGGAAGCCGUAUCUUGACGUUUUACCCAAGAGAUACACUUGCCCUGUUUGUUUGGAGCAUGAUGUAGUAAGCCUUCUUCCUGAACCUUUAAGAAAGAAGGCUCAGGAGCAGAGAACGACGGUCCAUGAAUUGUACAUGUCUUCCAGGGCUUUUUUCUCUUCCCUGCAGCCUUUGUUUGCUGAGAACACAGGAACUAUUUUUAACUACAGUGCUCUAGAGUGGGCUUGGUGCACUAUUAAUACCAGGACAAUAUACAUGAAACAUUCACAGAGGGAAUGUUUUUCUCUUGAGCCAGAUGUUUAUGCAUUGGCACCAUAUUUAGAUUUGCUAAACCACAGUCCAAAUGUUCAGGUAAAGGCUGCAUUUAAUGAGCAGACAAGAAGCUAUGAAAUUCGGACAAAUUCACAGUGCAAAAAAUAUGAAGAAGUAUUUAUCUGCUAUGGGCCUCAUGAUAAUCAGCGACUGCUACUCGAAUAUGGAUUUGUUGCCAUGGAUAACCCUCACAGCAGUGUUUAUGUCUCAUCAGAUACUCUCCUCAAAUAUUUUCCACCACUGGACAAGCAGAGAAAUGCAAAACUUUCCAUUCUAAAGGAUCAUGAUUUCUUAGAAAACCUGACCUUUGGAUGGGAUGGACCAUCUUGGAGACUUCUCACAGCCCUCAAGUUGUUAAGUCUUGGAGCAGAUGAAUUUACUUGCUGGAGGAGAACACUGCUUGGUGAUGUAAUUUCAGCCAGAAAUGAGCAGCAGACUUUGAAUAUAACAGCAAAAAUAUGCCAUUUUUUAAUAGAGGAGACACAGCAUGUCCUUCUCCAGAUUUCCCAGUUGAAAAGGAACAAAGAGAACCUCAAAAAACACCUGGCUUUGGUAGAAGCACUACACUUGGAAGAUCUGAAGAUACUACAAAAAUCAGCUGAGAUUCUUUGCAACUUGAAUAUGGCAACAGCUUGACCCAUCUGAAGCUGUGAUAGCUGUGGCUGUUUGGAGCUCAUUUGCCAUGGAUGUGCCUUGCUGAACUGUUUUAAUGGACCUGAGCACCAAAGAAUAAUGUAAAAAGUCAUCAGAAUAUGCCUAGUUUUGUUUACAGGGUCACACAGGACCCAGAGUCUUAUUUUGUUCCUUGCUGACCUUCUUCAGUAAUACAAAAGGUUAGCCCAAAUGGCAGCGGGGAGCACAGGUGGCUUUCAUCGCAUCUCAUUGAAAUCAUGGCUGCUGUGAGCAAAACAGCUUCUGGGGUAAUUUGAGCAGCCCUAGGACUGUGGGCUCCAGCAGUCCUAGACUUUACAGCUGCCCAUGUGGCAAAAGCGUGGAUCGUAGGGUCAAGCAGAUACUCCUCAGCAUGUAUUUGAGCUCUGGCACUUGACAGAGAGGAAGAGGACAGAGCCACUUACAUUUGCUGUGUACUGAUCCUUGACUUUUUCCCUGAGAUCUGUACAUGUCCCCAAGACUUAGCAGUUCAUGUAGUGCCUGUUCAUUGCUGGAGUAAUAGAUGCAGACUAGAGCACAGAUCAGCCCUGUUGUAACCAACUCCAAAUCAUUCCGUUCGGACUUUCAGCCCGGGUGUUUCUUGAACCUAAGGAAGGGUGAAUUUCCCUCCUUUGCUCUCAAAGCUCCCUCCAGACUCAGUAGUUCAUGUUCUGACUCCUCCUGCUGGGAAUGAGAACUGAAAGGAUGUAUCACUUUGAACUCUGUUUCUUGUUUGGAAGACCACCCAGGCAAUUAAUUCUGUUUCCAUUCAGUUCUGGUGAUCACACUGAGAAAUGUUCCUAUCCUGUCUACAAGGGGAUAGUCUCAUGAGCUGCCUUUCAGUAUUAGUUCUACUUAAGUAGGGAGCUUGAGCUCCCUAUGUCAUUUAGAGAAGAGAGAGGCUUCUUCAAGGGGCAUUUCAGGGCAGGACCUUUAUUUAAGCUGUAUAAACUUCAUUUAUAAUUGUGAUUGUGUUGUGAUUAUUUUCCAUUUUGUGGGGAAUCACAUUUCAUAGAAUUUUUCUUUAUUUUUAGCAUUUUUUAAGAACUGUGUUUUUAAAAAGUGUUUAUUUUUGUAAAUAUAUUGCUUCAUUUUCUACAAGAUUUCUCUACUUUUGAAAGAAAUGAAAUUGUAUACAGCAGUAAAGGCAUUCUAGCUAAUGAUAUAAUUUAAGGAAAGAAUGGAACGAGUGAAAACUGUUAAGUGUUCAAGCUUAAAUGCACUUUCAGUCUUUCUUUGGUACUUUGUGAACAAGAAUGUUACUGUGUGAACUUGCUUGGAUUUGAGGAUUCCAGGGGUUUUCCCUGCCUUUUUUUCUGCCUUGGUCUAUUUGGGACAGGAAAUGUCUUGAUAUCUGGAGCUCUGAGAAGGGCCCUUCCUUACGUAGAAGGAUAUGGUGGUUUAGGUUCAAAAGACUGGGGGAACUGAGAAGUGUAACUGUUUGCUGUUACUCAGUUUCCAAACCCAAAAGUUCUUGGUUUUGAGGUGCUAGCUUCAUAACCUCUUCGUAGGAUUAGGAAAUUCUGAAAAUAAGCUUUUUUCUGCCUUGUUUAACCUAAUGCACUGAGACUCUUUUGUACUCUCAAGCUUUCUGUAUCAUUCAUAUGGAGAUGCUGACAAUGUGUGGUUACUUUACCCACAUUUCA
Messenger RNA from Gymnogyps californianus (California condor), 2995 nucleotides. RefSeq names its product SET domain containing 4 (gene SETD4). The transcript has 10 exons. Gene Ontology annotation, biological process: positive regulation of transcription by RNA polymerase II; peptidyl-lysine trimethylation; peptidyl-lysine dimethylation. Gene Ontology annotation, molecular function: histone H3K4 methyltransferase activity; transcription coactivator activity; protein binding. The coding region runs from base 15 to 1334 and encodes 439 amino acids. The record is from RefSeq and is a predicted model, not a curated record. Lineage: Eukaryota; Metazoa; Chordata; Aves; Accipitriformes; Cathartidae.